Messenger RNA from Funneliformis caledonium, 904 nucleotides. NCBI's taxonomy places the organism in Eukaryota, Fungi, Glomeromycota, Glomeromycetes, Glomerales, Glomeraceae. The record is from the annotation of a GenBank genome assembly.
GGUUCCAGAGCUUAAGAAAAAGGUGUUUGAUAAGACAGGUGUGGAAAUUGAAAGACAACGUCUCCUUUUUGCCGGUAAACAACUUGAGGAUGAACACAACGUAGAACACUAUAAAAUAGUGAAAAGUUCUACUAUUCAGGUGGUCGUUAGAGUCCUGGGUGGCGCAGAUGAGAAACGUCAUGAUCCCAACGAUGGCCUUGAGCUAACCAACGAACCCGACAUGAUCACUUGGGAUGACGACCCAGAUAACUUACGUGCAAAGAUGCCAUGUGGCCACGCUAUUGGUCCCCAAUCCCUGACCGCCUUUUGCAGAUCACUUGUUAGCGUAGGCAAAUUUCAAUUUUUUUGUCCGUAUGUCAACUCGACAAACAAUGCUCGUUGCCGUGCGGAAUGGCAAUAUAUUGACAUCCGCAAAUUAGGUCUCCUUACUGACGACGAGUGCAAAUAUUUUGAAUCCAAGAUUAGUGAAAAUUAUUCUAUUCGCGCAUUUGGCGCUCAAGAAUGUCCUCAGCUCUUGUUGACUCCAAGUGCCAUCAGUAGUGCUCCACAUUCUAAUGGAGAAUAUGCAUUUUGUUGGUACUGCUUGCACGAAGUUAAGGGUACAGAAGGUUAUCGUUGCAAUAACGAUCUCUGUGGAGGUAUCGAUCCACGUCUAGCCAUUCUCAAAAAUGCGGUCAAAAAGAAAAUAGUCGACGUAUCCGGAGUACCAUCGUGCCGCGCAUGCCCGAAAUGUGGUACAAUUAUCGAACAUGAUGACAGGUGUAAGCAUAUGAAAUGUCCUUGCGAUCAAGAAUUCUGUUUCGUUUGCCUUAGACUGCGUGAUCCGCAAACGGGCUGGCCAUGCGGUACAUCCAGCACUGUGUGCGAUAUUGCUCCUGUACAGACCACUAUCCCCGGCUUAUAA